Molecule: messenger RNA, 831 nt
Organism: Amblyraja radiata (thorny skate)
Lineage: Eukaryota; Metazoa; Chordata; Chondrichthyes; Rajiformes; Rajidae
Product: probable G-protein coupled receptor 139
Exons: 1
Coding region: 1-831 (276 amino acids)
Biological process (GO): G protein-coupled receptor signaling pathway
Cellular component (GO): plasma membrane
Molecular function (GO): G protein-coupled receptor activity
Source: RefSeq, a predicted model, not a curated record
AUGGCGGUGAUGGACGUCCUGGUCAUCAUCACCGCCGUGAUCUUAAGCCGGCUUCGGGCUAUUUAUUUCCCGAACACAGUCCUGUCUACCAUUCCGACCUGCAAGGUCCUUAUUGUCCUCAGCUGGAUUUCAAAAGACGCUUCCGUCUGGUUGACGGUCGCUUUCACGUUCGAUCGGUUCAUCGCCAUUUGCUGUCAGAAACUGAAACUAAUAUAUUGCACCCAGAAAAUCGCGGCGGGUGUUAUUGCAACGGUCUGCGCGUUAGGCUGUUUGAAGAACGUCCCAUUUUAUUUUAUAUAUGGCCCAGUCUACAUAAUUGAUAAUGUACCCUGGUUCUGCACCAUAAAAGAUUCGUACUACACUUCAAUUGCAUGGAUAGUGUACGAUUGUCUACACCGCGUUUUGAACCCAUGUCUCCCGUUCCUACUAAUUCUGUUGCUCAAUGUUGUGACGGUCAGACACAUUCUAGCUGUCAGUGCAGCCCGCAAGAGGCUCCGGGCCCAGACCAACGGUGGAAAACAAAGUGACCCGGAAAUGGAGAGUCGGCGGAAGUCGAUCAUUCUACUCAUGGCGAUCUCGGGCAGUUUUAUGCUGUUGCGAUUGACAUACGUCGCAAACUUCCUCUUUGUGCAAAUUACAAGCAGCGGUUAUGCAACCCGUUCCAAUUCCAACGACCCCAGGUUUAUUCUCCAAGAAGGUGGAUACAUGCUGGAGAUACUAAGUUCUUGCACCAACUCGUGCAUUUACGGGGGGACUCAGACUAAGUUUAGAGAGCAGCUGCAGGAAGUGGUUAAGUAUCCUUUCUAUCUAAUUCGCAAGCGGUUAAAAUAG